UUAUCAAAUUUGCUUGAUACAGAUCAAGUGGUAUUGCGGGUUUUGCAUAGCACUGAUUAAAAGCUUUAAACGAAACUGAAGCAAAUUAUUCAUUCGGAUCAGAAACACUAUCUCUAGUUUAAGAAAAUUCGUCAUAGUUAUCGCUAAGAUUGUCUUUGUGCUUCUUUGGUAUUGCAAUCUAUUUGAGUGGCUGUUAGCUGCAAUGUCAAUUGGCCCUUUCUCCAAUCAUGAAGGGUAAAGUAUCAAUCAAGUGGAGUGGUUCCAAUCGACCAAAUGAAGACCAAAAACAUAUUCCUCCUCAUAUUUUUGCUUGCUGUGACAAGCUCGAUUUUUGUAAUAUUUGGGGGAAAUCAACAGGCAUCGAUUCAAAGUAUUGUUUCAGAAACUCAUAAAGGACUUAACAAACUGAAACUCUUGAAGGAAAAUCUUAAUCAGCCUGAGGAGAAAAAACUGCUGCCCAAUGAAAACUAUCUGAUUCCGUUAGGGUUUGUGCAACAACCUCAUCUGUACCCCCACUCCUUGUGGACAAACACAUCCGUUCCUGUUGUUGUUACUUAUGUCAGGAGAAGUGGACAUGAGAAGCAAGCGGUUGGAUUUUUGCGUAACAUGCAACAGUAUUUGCCUAACACAACAGUUUUAAUUUAUAACCUAGGCUUGGAUGAAGAUGCACUUCAAGUUAUCCACAACUACUGUGAUAGUAUACGUUGCAUAAUUAUGCCAUUUGACUUAGGAUCGUUUCCAUCACACGUUUCUGAAGAUGUAUCCCAUGCAUUUAGGCCUCUCAUUAUUCAGGAUGCUCUUAACAAGGCUGGUGGUGUGAUUUUCCUUGAGUGCAACUUGAGACUGACAAGGCAUAUAGAUUCAUUGUUAAAGUCUGCUGUUGGAUCUAGUAAACAGAAAGGAAAUGGGAUCAUUGCUUGGGCAACAAGACAAGCAACGUCUUCUCUCACUCAUCCAAAUAUGUAUGGAUAUUUUGAAACAACGUCAGAAAAUUUUCUUUUCCUUCCUAUGGUGGAGGCCACUAAACUUAUAAUCUACAACACAGCUGAUAUACACAACAAUGUCAUGCUUCCUUGGGUACAAUGUGCACUGACUGAAGAUUGCAUUUUUCCUAUUGGUGCGCAGUCAAGCGGCUGUCAUUUCAACAAGAAGCCACAGUACAGAUAUUCAGGAUGUCAUGGGUAUGAUACAUCAGCUUUAAAUAUUGUCUUAGGCCUCCAGUUUGAUUUUAAUGCUGCUCUUUAUACAUACCCUGGACAAUCCUCUAUGAAAGAAUCAUAUUUCAAGCUUGUUAGUGACAGUGAUGCAAUAUUUGAGUACAGUGCAUUAGAAGACAAUAUUACAACCUUUCCCAGUUUUAGAAAAGAUGUUAUUUAUUAAAAUGGUGGAAAAAAAGAGACAGGAUGGGUAUUUCUGACAUCAUGCGGUGAACACUCCCUUGAAGUUCACAAUAUAUUUUUGAAUGAGUUUUUAAGUCAUUGAACUAUGUAUUUUCUAUAAGCUGUUCAAUCAUCUUUAUGGUAUUGUGUAAUUUUUCCCCCUUAUGAACCUAGUCAGAACAUUUGUGUGUUGCACUGAUAUUGGAAGACUGCACUCAUCGAAUAGAAUUGUGAUAAACACCAAGCAAGACAUAUUGUAGUGAAUUGUAUUCAGAACUAGUCACAUAAUAGUUCCUUAAUCUUCAGUUCUCACAUGACUUGUAGUUGCAACCUUUGUUGUAUGUUGGGAGGUUUUAUUUUGCCAGGAUGGUGAGGCAUGGUCAUUUGCAAGUUGGCAUUUUCUCUUGACGCCACACAAUCAAAACAUUCUGAAACAAUUUCCCGCCUUGAAUGAAGUACUGUGUAUUAAAGUAAUCAACUUUGUGUAAAUUCUUAGUCAUUUGUUUCCUC
Molecule: messenger RNA, 1889 nt
Organism: Thrips palmi
Lineage: Eukaryota; Metazoa; Arthropoda; Insecta; Thysanoptera; Thripidae
Exons: 7
Coding region: 274-1380 (368 amino acids)
Source: RefSeq, a predicted model, not a curated record